GUGGUUUGUUUUUGAGGGAAAAGUAAUUUGUUGGUGUGGUUUGUAAAUUGACAUAAAAUAAAGAUGUUUUAUUUUAUUUAUGAAACAACUCAAAGCUGGGAUACAGAUUAGGUGAAACUGCACCACUGGUUGCCCCAGGUGCAUCUGUUAUGGGUUUUUAAACUGGGCAGAGGAGCAUUCUGAGUCGUGAUAAUAAAAAAACAAGUGACAUUCUGCUCUUCUAUCAUGUGUGCGAUGAUGUCUGGUGGGGGGGGGUGAUCAUUGUUUGACGUAAUGUCUUUGUUUGGAGGGAGGGGGCACUCAACAUUUUCAGCAUCAUCUCAGUUCAUCCUAAAGACACUUGUUUGCUAUCUGCACUGCACUGAGUAUUUUGCAAGCAAGUCCUCAAACUUGAAAUAAAAAUGAAAGAAACCGUCGCAACAAGCUGUCACGACUCAUUUAUCCUGUUUUGUCAGUUUGUGAGCUGGUAAAACCAACAUAAUUAGUGUAUCGGUGUAAAGGAUCACACAUGAUGCAAUAGGAGGAUUAGAUAAAAGGUUGCUUGUAUAAGUAGGCUAUGUAUUUGCCUCCAAUUAUUGAAUGAAAAAUCUCUAAAAGCAUUUUUCCAUGACUCUCAACCCUGAGAAGAUGGGUUUGAAUAUGACGAUGGCACUACAUUACUCUGCUAAGUAACGUGGAGGAUAUAGUGCCAUCUGGCUUACACAUACUGUAUCAAGAUCUUUCAGGUGAGUGUACAUUAAUGUAGUAAUGUUAGCUAGGGGAAAGAAACUAGUAUGGAAUGUACUGUUCCUCCAAGCCAAUGACUAGGUGGUCAUGAACCCAAAUGUCAAAUGAAUGUGCUUAUGUCACAGAGAAUGUAAUGUGUGUCUCGUACUGACAGUGUGUGUAAUAUUUUAAACCAUGACAUCCAUUUUGGGGCACACAAAGGCAAUGUAUAACCAGGGAGUGACUCAUCAGCCAAGUCUCUAUUUGUUGUUAUGAAUGAGAUCCGCUGAGAGGCUGUUCUCUCAUCCUAUUUUAUUUUCAUCCCCAGCUAUUUGUAAUUUGUGGGGGGAACAGUGAAACAUAUUUCUGUUAUGUAGUUAGGCUCCAGUUCGCUUUCUGAACAGUAGACUGAAGCAAUGAGGGGGGAAAAAGCAACAAUUUUGGUUUUGAACAUCGAGUGAAUGACUGGCUGAAAUUGCUUGAGCCACAACUAGAUGAAAUGUGGUUGGUACUUCCAAUCUAGAAGUCAUCCCUUAAGAGUUAUUAGUUUAAUAUGCCAUUUAGCAGACACUUUAUCCAAAGAGACUCUGAUGCACAAACACAUGAUGGUGAUGAAAGGGCCCCUCUAGUUGGCUGAGGGAAUAUGUUGCUGUUAACUAAUUUCCUAUAAUUCUACACAUUUUUCCUUGUGGCAUAAAACAAUAAUUAAAUGUUAAUGCUAAUUUCAUGAAAUUCUACAUAUUUUGCCAGGUUCUUUACAUAACAGUGGGGGGGGGGGCUGGGCAUGAGCCUGAUGGGUAAUCUGACCCUGGAUGAUGAGGGGGGUCAAUCAGUGAUGAAUCAGUGAUGAAUGGUGGAGAUGAUAUAACUCAUAUAAUUGGCCAAUAGACGAUAUGAGAGAGGGAAGGAUCCGGAUGUAGCUAUAGGCCACAGAGUAAAGUGUCUUAUGUUGUCAAUGAUUCCUCAGCCCUGUGAGCUUUUAACAGUCACAGGACCCCUGUUGUCAAUAUUUGAUUGGCCAGUUAAUGCAACAAAAAAAGUUUAAUUUGGUGGGUGCUUAUUUGUACUAUUUCACACAUGUGCAAUUGUGAAUUGGAAAUGUAUUUUUUCCAUAUCCCAACUCUCCCUGAGAAACACUUGGAGAGUGAGGUCACGGCCAGGGUCUGCCAUUAUAGCGGCGACCCCGGAGUAAUUAGGGUUAAGUACCUUGCUCAAGGGCGUCCUUUGUUUAUGUACAAUCGGGUGCAGCCACUUUAUAGCCGUCUAUGUACACAAGCAGUGGGUCUGUAGCAUGGGUUGGCCCCCUUGGAUAUCUCAAAGGAAGAUACAGUAUACGAUGCCUGUGUGUACAUAUUCUAAAACCUUUCCAUGAACUCUAUGCCUGAAUCUGAGGAAUCAGUAAUCUUAAUGUUACACCAACGUCACCAAUAGGCUAAUUUGAGAUGAACUAGGGCUGAAUUGAACACUUAACAUGCUAAAACAACGCCUUUGAGUGGAAUAGCUGGAUUAUUAUGUCAAUGAGUUUCUCUCUGAGCCCUUGCAUGUCAUUACAAGCCCUUGCUGUGAAAUUCCAUUAUAAAGACUUUGCUAUUGUGGGGCUUUUUUUGUUGUUGCUUUUUUGCUUUGCUUUUGUGUAACCCGAUUACGUGGCAUUCAUUAGUUUUGAAGGAGAGUCUAGAUUAUAACUCCAAUAUGGGGAUAAUAAUAUUAAUAAUCAACAUCACCGUUAUUAUUCACGUCUAUGUCACACUGUUUCUAUAGACCUAUAGGCUUUUUGGGACACAUGCAAAUUCACAGAAUCUCAUGCAGUCACGUUCCCUCAAGGAAUACAACUGACCUCGAUCUGAGAUCUGUUGUCUAACGACCAUUAACAUUAACAUCCUAGUUAAGAAUUGUGAGGUUCCCGUAGUGUUGUAAAACGUGUGCAGGAGUAGCAGGUGAAACUUCAGAGAGGUAUAAAAUGAACUACUGCGCUGAGCAGCGGAUUUGGAGCCGGUGGCCACCACAUCACAACCACUUGGCCCUUUGGAGUUGUCUUGUAGGACAAUAACGGCACUCAAUCAUUUCCCAAUAACUGUUCGAAUAACUUUUUUUUAGAACUUUUGCAAGCCUUGUUCUUAGACUUUGCUACAGCAGUUUAAAGGCUACUAACACUCGCCUACUGUUCCUCUCAGAAUCGGCGUUAUGGGUUUUGCGGACCUCUUGAAUGACGUUGGCGGGUUCGGGCGUUUCCAAUGGAUCCAUGUUACCUUGUUGUCUAUCCCUGGUCUACUGAUGGCAAGCCAGAAUCUGUUGAAUAAUUUCACGGCUGGUAUGCCUGGACAUCACUGUACCAUACCCAAUAGGACUUCUAUUGCCAGUAGUCAAAACAUGUCUCUAUCAGAAGUGGAUGACAGAGAGCUCCUUCGCGCCUUUAUCCCGAUGGAUGCCAGUGGGACCAAAUUGUCCAAGUGUACAAGGUAUGUCGAGGCGCAGUGGCAGCUUCUUGAAAGCAACGUAAGCGUCAUUGGACAUCAGGCUAACUUUUCACAGCUUGAGACAGAGAUAUGUCUGGAUGGCUGGACCUAUGACAAAACAGAAUUUCUGUCCACAGUUGUCUCAGAGUGGGACUUGGUCUGUACCCUCCGUCCAAUGAAACAGAUGAGCCAGACUAUUUAUAUGGGUGGGGUCCUGGCAGGGGCUAUCAUAUUUGGAGGGCUGUCAGACAGAUUUGGGCGAAAGGCCUUGUUGAUCUGGUCCUAUUUUCAGCUAGCCACGCUGGGCACCUGUACAGCCUUCACACCUUCCUUCAUGACCUACUGUAUCUUACGCUUCAUGACAGGCAUGGCAGUGUCUGGAGUGAUCCUCAACACAGUCUCUCUCAAGGUGGAAUGGAUUCCCACCAAGUCCCGCACUCUGGUGGGCACCCUCUCGUCCUUCUUCUUCACCUUCGGCCAGAUGGUCCUGGCGGGCAUCGCCCACAGCCUCAGGGACUGGCGCAAGCUGCAGGUGGCUGUCUGCGCUCCCUUCUUCCUCUUCUUCCUCUAUAGCUGGUGGUACUCUGAGUCUGCCCGCUGGCUAGUGCUAAAUCGCAGGUCUGACGAGGCCCUGAAACACAUCCACCGUGUGGCCAGGAUCAACCGCAAACCUGAGAUGGUAGAGAAGAUCACCCUGGAGGUUCUGGAAUGUCAAAUGCACAAAGAGGUCCAGUCGAGUAAGACCACCCACACAGCAUACGACUUGAUACGCACCACAGUGAUGAGAAGAAUAUCUCUCUGUCUUAUGGUUGUUUGGUUCUCUACCAGUUUUGCCUACUACGGCCUAGCAAUGGACCUGCAGAAGUUUGGGGUGAACAUCUACCUGAUCCAGAUCAUCUUUGGGCUGGUGGACUUCCCCGCCAAGCUGGUGGCUCUGGGGAGUCUUACCUUUCUUGGUCGGAGGAUCACUCAGGGAACAUGUCUCCUCAUGUCUGCCCUGAUGAUAUUCGCCAACAUCUUCGUCCCCACAGACAUGCAGUCUAUUAGGACUACUCUGGCUUGUCUGGGGAAGGCCUUCACCUCUGCAUCCUUCACCUGUAUUUAUCUGUUUACUGGAGAGCUUUACCCCACCGUCAUCAGACAGACAGGAAUGGGAUUUACCUCCACCAUGGCCAGGGUGGGCUCCAUGGCAGCGCCCGCUGUGCUGAUCCUGGAAGAGAUGCUGCCCGCUCUGCCCAGUAUGAUCUAUGGAGGUGCUGCGGUGGUGGCUGGCAUCAUCGCCUUCUUCCUCCCUGAAACCCUCAACAUCCCUCUUCCUGACACCAUCGAGGAUGUGGAGGAGAAAUGGGCUAAUGAGAAGCUGGAUGCAGAGAAACUGGCUAAAAAGAAGGCAGUGGCUCUUCGGGAGAUGAAGAAGGGAGCAGUUGAGGGGGAUGGGGAAAUCACGGGACUCAAUGCUCUGUGAGGAACAAUCUGAUCAGAAUAAUGUAGAAGAGGUGGUAUGAUUUUACUGUGUCGGCAAACGCUAGCAAACUGUAUACGCUGGGUAGCAAAUUAAAGACAGAUGCAUACAACUGUUUAGAGAACUAGAUUAUUUAAUUGAAACCAAAAUGGAAACAGAUUAGAACCGAAAAGUUGAUUGUGGUAUGCAGGAGAUACUGGUGUUUCUUUGCUAAGCCAUCAUUGUUCAAUUUGUCUUUGUCUGAUUGAUGUAUGGUUUCUUUGGCACAAGGUUGAAAUGAUCAACAGUGAUCCUGUUGACAACUGCUGCCAAUCUCAUAUAAUUUUACAGUUUGUCUCAAUUGUAACCAAAACACUUGGAAACCUUCACUUGUAUAUUCACUGUAUGUGAUUUGUUUUUGUUACCUACAUUUUUUAUUCAAAAUGUAGAUAGAUAAUAAAUUAGACACUUUUACAUGAUAUUUUAUGACUUCAACAUGCAGAUUAUGGUGAUUGUUUUUAUGACAUUUGCAACAUUGUGGAACUAUUUUUGAUUGGUCAUUAUAGAACAAGAUUUAGAACUUGAAAUGUGUUGGCUGUCUAGGGGCGUUAUUGUAGCUUCAUCAAAAAUAAACAGUAGGCCUAUGUGGUUCA
Molecule: messenger RNA, 5255 nt
Organism: Salvelinus fontinalis (brook trout)
Lineage: Eukaryota; Metazoa; Chordata; Actinopteri; Salmoniformes; Salmonidae
Gene: oatx
Product: organic anion transporter X
Exons: 10
Coding region: 2890-4626 (578 amino acids)
Biological process (GO): transmembrane transport
Cellular component (GO): membrane
Molecular function (GO): transmembrane transporter activity
Source: RefSeq, a predicted model, not a curated record